Messenger RNA from Gamsiella multidivaricata, 842 nucleotides. RefSeq lists its product as uncharacterized. Bases 210 to 842 code for a protein of 210 amino acids. The transcript has a single exon. The record is from RefSeq and is a predicted model, not a curated record. Lineage: Eukaryota; Fungi; Mortierellomycota; Mortierellomycetes; Mortierellales; Mortierellaceae.
UUUCCUUGCCUUCCUUGCCUUCCUUGCCUUCCUCGAGUAUAAAUACAAGAUCAUGUCCCCCAGUUUCGGUUCGUAUUUUCUUCACACAACAGAUCCCAUCUCAUCCCCACUACUUUCCCUUCUCUCUUCUUCGCGCCUACAGUAGUCCCCUACUUUACGAACACCUGCCCUAAUCCCACGCUCGUACACAUACACAUACACAACACACCAUGAAGAUCCAGGCCAGUCUGAUUGCUGCAGUCAUCCUCACCAUUGCUGGUGUCAAGGCUUUGCCGAUUAACCCGGAGGCUGUCGGUCCUAAUAUGCGUCUCCCAGUCAUGGAAAUGAAGGAAGCUAUCAACCCUCGCAUGCGCCUUCCAGUGAUGGACCUCAAGGAGGCUAUCAACCCUCGUAUGCGUCUCCCAGUCAUGGAUCUCAAAGAGGCUAUCAAUCCCCGCAUGCGUCUCCCGGUCAUGGAUAUGGAGGAAGAAGCUGUUGGUCCCCGCAUGCGUCUCCCAGUCAUGGAAAUGAAGGAAGCUAUCAACCCUCGCAUGCGCCUUCCAGUGAUGGACCUCAAGGAGGCUAUCAACCCUCGCAUGCGCCUUCCAGUGAUGGACCUCAAGGAGGCUAUCAACCCUCGUAUGCGUCUCCCAGUCAUGGAUCUCAAAGAGGCUAUCAAUCCCCGCAUGCGUCUCCCGGUCAUGGAUAUGGAGGAAGAAGCUGUUGGUCCCCGCAUGCGUCUCCCAGUCAUGGAAAUGAAGGAAGCUAUCAAUCCUCGCAUGCGUCUCCCAGUCAUGGAAAUGGAGGAAGAAGCUGUUGGUCCCCGCAUGCGCCUUCCAGUCAUGGAUCUCGAGGAGAACUAA